GGUGGCCGCCGUCGCGACGGCCUCUAUUAUAAAAUAGCUCUACUCUCACAUUGAAUUUGUCAUUCGGCGACAAUUUCUAAGCAUUCAAAGACAUUUAAGGCGUACCGUGCCUGCCGCGUCAGCUUAACAGUCACAUUCACAGUCACAAAUUCAGAGCCUUUAACGUUAGUUGACUUGCACUCCUUGCCGCAACAGUUCAACUUAAAAAGUGUGCGCGCUUUAAAAAAAAAUAAAUAAAUAAACCUGAAUAUUUAAAUAAAAACCUUGAAUCCUUUCUCAAAAUUUAAAAAAAUGCCUUUCGCAAGUGAACAAAUACAAUCGGUGGCCAGCCAGCAGCUGUCCAAAUCGGACACAAUCAAGCUGCGUAACAAACACAUCGGUCAAGCCUGUCAACUCUUCUAUCGCUCCGAUCCGUUGAAGAUCGUUCGCGGAAAGGGUCAAUAUAUGUUCGAUGAGGAGGGCACACGCUAUCUGGACUGCAUUAACAACGUGGCACAUGUUGGCCACUGCCAUCCGGAGGUGGUGCGAGCUGGUGCUCUGCAGAUGGCGACCAUCUCGACGAACAAUCGAUUCCUGCACGAUGAGCUGGUGCAGUGCGCCCGGACGCUGACCAGCAAGAUGCCGGCACCGCUCUCUGUUUGCUUCUUUGUCAACUCCGGCUCAGAGGCCAACGAUUUGGCCCUGCGCCUCGCUCGCAACUACACCAAGCGCAAGGAUGUCAUCACACUCGACCACGCUUAUCACGGUCAUCUGCAGGCCGUGAUGGAGAUCUCGCCGUACAAGUUCAAUCAGCCCGGUGGCGAGCAGAAGCCCGACUAUGUCCACGUCGCACCCUGCCCGGACAUCUAUGGCGGCCAGUUUACCGAUAAGUUGUAUCCGAAUGCCGAUCUUGGCGCCCUCUACGCCCAGCCCAUUGCGGACAUCUGCCAGCGUCAACUGGCAAAGGGACACGGCAUCGCUGCCUUCAUCGCGGAGAGCCUGCAGAGCUGCGGCGGUCAGAUCUUGCCACCCGCUGGCUACUUCCAGGCUGCCUACGAUGCAGUUCACAGCACUGGCGGCCUCUGCAUUGCCGAUGAGGUGCAGGUGGGAUUUGGACGUGUUGGCAGUCACUAUUGGGCAUUCGAGACGCAGCACGUUGUACCGGACAUAGUGGCCGUGGCCAAGCCAAUGGGCAAUGGUCAUCCGGUGGGCGCUGUGGUGACCACACCGGAAAUCGCACAAGCCUUCUGUGACACGGGCGUUGCCUAUUUCAAUACGUAUGGCGGCAAUCCGGUGUCCUGUGCCAUUGCCAAUGCAGUGAUGCGCGUCAUCGACGAGGAGGGUCUGCAGCAGAAUGCCCAACAGCUGGGCGAUUAUCUGAUGAGUGAGUGCAGCCAGCUGAAGCAGGAGUUCGAUUCCGUUGGCGAUGUGCGCGGCAUGGGCCUGUUUGUGGGCAUUGAGCUCGUUGUCGAUCGCGAGUCACGUACCCCCGAUACCAAGUCAGCCCGAUGGGUGGUCAAUCGGAUGAAGCAGAUGCACAAGGUGCUCGUCUCCAGCGAUGGGCCCAACGACAAUGUCAUCAAGCUAAAGCCGCCCAUGUGCUUUAGCCAUGAGAAUGCCGAUGAGUUUUUGCUAGCGUUUCGCGAGUGCCUCACCAGCCUCAUGCAGGAUCAAUUGCAGGCAGCAGCAACGGUGGCGACAUCAUCGAGCCUUGCCACAAACGGUGCCACCGCAGCCGAAACGUUGGCGAACAAGACGAAAAUGUUCGAGCGGCAGGAUCGCCUCAUCAAGUCUGUCUGAGUGCGGCAUCCCGCGGCAUCCCUAACACUGGGCAUGUCCUAGUUUUUAGUUAACACCCACACCCACACACAAACACAAACGCACAACAUUUAAAUAUUUAAAUUUACCUAAGUUAAUUCAUAUAUUUUUUUUUGUUUUUUUUUUUUUUUUAUUUACCAGCUGGCUUCAGUUUUUAGCCAGCUAUUAAGCAAUAUAUAUUUGAUUAGCUCUACUUCUAGUAUCUAGAAAUGUAGAAAUUAUGCACACCAAAUAUUAUAAUUUUUUUAUAUUUGUGUGUGUGUGUGUGUAUUUUUUUUACAGAAAACCCAAAUAUAUACAUAUAUACAUGAAUACAUACAUUUACAACCAUUUUUUACUGUAUGCGUCGUAUACAAAAAGAAAAGGUUUUAUUCUUCACAUUUUCCUGCGUUUCAAUGAAUUGUUUUGAAAAUCAUCUUUCAGUUUCACCACACCAAGUACAAAGUACACUUUACCUUAAACAAUAAGUACAAUAAUAUAAUAGAUAAAAGCCAAGAGAAAAACAAUCAAAUUGUUGUUGCCUGUUUUAGAUGUAUAACCAACUAUUUAAUAUACAAAUGUGUUUCUAUCAUCAAUAGCAGUGAUCCAAAAUAAUGUUCACACAUAAUACAAAUAAUUAGAAACUUAAUUUAAGUGCUUUGUUUGAGUUUGUUGAGCUUACCAAUAAAAAUCCAGAUAUUUCCAUAUA
Molecule: messenger RNA, 2485 nt
Organism: Drosophila grimshawi
Lineage: Eukaryota; Metazoa; Arthropoda; Insecta; Diptera; Drosophilidae
Product: alanine--glyoxylate aminotransferase 2-like
Exons: 4
Coding region: 292-1779 (495 amino acids)
Cellular component (GO): mitochondrion
Molecular function (GO): pyridoxal phosphate binding; transaminase activity
Source: RefSeq, a predicted model, not a curated record